Molecule: messenger RNA, 1738 nt
Organism: Gekko japonicus
Lineage: Eukaryota; Metazoa; Chordata; Lepidosauria; Squamata; Gekkonidae
Gene: DRG1
Product: developmentally regulated GTP binding protein 1
Exons: 9
Coding region: 76-1179 (367 amino acids)
Biological process (GO): cytoplasmic translation
Cellular component (GO): cytoplasm
Molecular function (GO): GTPase activity; GTP binding
Source: RefSeq, a predicted model, not a curated record
GUUCUGCGGCUGCGCGGGCACAGGGCUGAAGAAAAAGAACCGUGGGGUUGUGCUGUCGCCACCACCGUUAUCAUCAUGAGUACGACGUUAGCGAAGAUCGCCGAAAUAGAGGCCGAGAUGGCCCGCACACAGAAGAACAAGGCCACGGCUCACCAUCUGGGGCUGCUGAAGGCUCGGCUGGCCAAGCUGCGUCGAGAGCUCAUCACCCCAAAAGGAGGUGGAGGGGGCGGUCCAGGGGAAGGUUUUGACGUUGCAAAGACUGGGGAUGCUCGCAUAGGAUUCGUUGGCUUCCCAUCAGUGGGCAAAUCUACUUUGCUGAGCAAUCUUGCAGGAGUGUACUCGGAAGUGGCAGCCUAUGAGUUCACCACACUGACAACUGUGCCUGGAGUAAUUAGAUACAAAGGAGCAAAGAUACAGCUUCUUGACCUUCCAGGAAUUAUUGAGGGUGCCAAAGAUGGGAAGGGCAGAGGUCGCCAGGUCAUUGCAGUUGCUCGAACCUGCAACCUUAUCCUGAUAGUUCUGGAUGUUCUGAAGCCUCUGGGACAUAAGAAGAUCAUUGAGAAUGAGUUGGAGGGCUUUGGAAUACGGUUGAAUAGCCAACCUCCUAAUAUCGGCUUUAAGAAGAAGGAUAAAGGAGGCAUCAACCUCACAGCCACUUGCCCGCAGAGUGAGUUGGACACCGAAACUGUGAAAAGCAUCUUAGCGGAGUAUAAAAUUCACAAUGCGGAUGUCACACUGCGCAGUGAUGUUACUGCCGAUGACCUCAUUGAUGUGGUUGAAGGAAACAGAGUCUACAUACCUUGCAUUUAUGUGUUGAACAAAAUCGACCAGAUCUCCAUUGAGGAGCUAGACAUAAUUUACAAGGUGCCUCACUGUGUUCCAAUCUCUGCUCACCACCGGUGGAACUUCGAUGAUCUGUUGGAAAAAAUCUGGGACUACCUGAAACUUGUACGAAUUUACACAAAGCCCAAAGGACAGCUCCCAGAUUAUUCAUCUCCAGUGGUAUUGCCAUACUCCAGGACCACUGUGGAGGAUUUCUGCAUGAAGAUUCACAAAAACCUUAUCAAAGAGUUUAAAUAUGCACUUGUAUGGGGCUCAUCUGUCAAACACAAUCCACAGAAAGUUGGCAAAGAUCAUACGAUGGAGGAUGAAGAUGUCAUUCAGAUUGUGAAGAAGUAAAAGUGUCUUCUGGCCAUUGGUCCUUGAUGACCUUUCAGAAAGAAGGCUGAUUGUCAAGCGUUAUAUACAGGAGUGUGCUCCCACCUGAACUGUACUAUGCAGUCUAGGUGUGCUACAUUUAGACCUGAUUAAACUGUUUCUUCUUGGGAGAUGGAAUAAUUGUAUUGAGGCUUUGGUCUGUAUCACUGUUGGUGAAUGAACAGAUUACACACUUGCAUAAGGGUAACUGAUGCCUACUUUUUAUGUGACGCUGUCUAGAGCAUUUUUCCAUGGGACUUUGCCCUGGCACAUUGGUCUGUAAUAGGUGCCCCAAAUCAUAUGAAAGUUAGGUGUUAACAAGUCCUGUGCCAUUAAGACUGAUCACCUGGUUCUCAAACAAAGUGCUCUUCCACUGCACUCUUCUCCAAAGAGUGACCAUAGAGAUUUAACUGCUAGACCAAAAUAGACAUAAAUUUUGGUACUGCUGUAAGAAGUUUUAAGGUCAGCUCUAAAAAUUCAGGCUGUAAUGGUGAUGCCAUAAAUUGUUUCAUUUUGGAGUUGGAUAGAGAAGAAAGAUUCC